AUCCAAAUUUAUCUAAAAUCUAAAUGGAUAUUGGUUAUUACUUAAUAUGUACAGGAUUUUUUUAUUUGCUGAAUGAAUAAUGCAUUUCAGUGUGUAGAAAGUAGCAAUUUCGAGAAAAGGAAAUUUACGUUUUAUCUCUUUCGCUAUAUUUUCUUUUCACCAUAUCAUCGCAAACAUUGCAGUAAACUACAAUCGAGUCGAGAGAAAACAAAACAUAUUACUUUAUUUGAAAACGAAGGGAAUUUGAUUCCAAAAUCGAGAAUUCAUCACAAUGGCUCAGAGUUCACAUGGAGGAAGUCACCGACGAAGCAGGGAUCAUGAAAGUUCUAUGAGAUAUACUAAUACUGACUGGGAAGCGAAGGAAGCACUGUAUCAGCGAGAAUUAGAUGAAGCUCGAGCAAGAGCAACACAAAUGGAGAAAACAAUGCGCUGGUGGUCUGAUUGCACAGCCAAUUGGAGAGAGAAAUGGAGUAAAGUACGUAAUGAGCGAAACAAAGCUCGAGAGGAAACAAAACAAUUAAAAACAAAAGUAGACAUACUUACUAAAGAAUUAAAUUUAAUAAAAACAGAUAAAAGUGAUUUAGAACAGCAAUUACAAGUCUUGAAAUUGGAUAAUGAAAAAUUACUUAGUCUUGGGGAACGGAGAAUCGUUUCAUGUGACUUAUCAACAGAAGAUGGUGUGGAGUUAAGAAAAAAAUCUGGUAUUACAAGUCCAAAUGAAUCAGCCAAACAAAGAGCUUCUCUAGAUUCUCAUAAAUUCUCAAAUGUUGAUAAUGUCCUUGCAAAUAAAUUAGGUGAGAUGAGAAUACGUUUGGAUGAAACCUUCAAGCAUCUACAAACUGAAAAAGAUCAAAAAUCGUUUUUACUAUCAAAGAUUGAAACCUUGUCAGCCGAGUUACACAGUGCCAAAAUGGAGUUAGCACAUAGUGAUAGAACUUUAGGUUCAACUGAUUCUAGUCAUAGUGAAAUUGAGAGGCUACAAAACGAACUACAGGAUGAAGUAGCUGCAAAACAGGUUCAGGAAGAGAAAAUUGCUGAACUUAAAAUGGAGCUGGAAAGGCUAAAAUCAGAAAAUACUAUACAGUGGAGCAAACGUGAAUUAUUAGAAACUGAAAACAUAGCAAUAUUAAGAGAAAAUAAAAAAUUAUAUAGCCAAAUUUGUGAAUUGAGAGAGCAAAUUCACAAACUCAAUAGAAUAUCAGAUGGGAGUAUUUAUGGUAUACCAUAUAAUGAUCAUAAUAAGUUAGAUUCAAAUGUGUUAUACAUCAGGAAGAGCAGUGUUAGUCCAAGAUCCCACGAAUCGAGUAAUGCCUCCUCAGAGGCCAUUGCUGACGCGAAAACGAAUACGUCUGGAGAGGACGACGAAUUAGCGAUAAUUGAAAGAAAUUAAGAACAUUUAUAAUAAGGUAGCUAAACGUAAAUCUUUUACCUAUUUUGCCCUUAAAACUUCUCUAGCUUGAUGAUGA
This is a messenger RNA of Pieris rapae (cabbage white), 1466 nucleotides long. Its product is annotated as coiled-coil domain-containing protein 102A. The record is from RefSeq and is a predicted model, not a curated record. The coding region runs from base 272 to 1390 and encodes 372 amino acids. NCBI's taxonomy places the organism in Eukaryota, Metazoa, Arthropoda, Insecta, Lepidoptera, Pieridae. The transcript is spliced from 2 exons.